Messenger RNA from Ogataea philodendri, 741 nucleotides. RefSeq lists its product as uncharacterized. The record is from RefSeq and is a predicted model, not a curated record. NCBI's taxonomy places the organism in Eukaryota, Fungi, Ascomycota, Pichiomycetes, Pichiales, Pichiaceae. Gene Ontology annotation, molecular function: DNA binding; RNA polymerase II general transcription initiation factor activity. Gene Ontology annotation, biological process: DNA-templated transcription initiation. Bases 1 to 741 code for a protein of 246 amino acids. The transcript has a single exon.
AUGGAUUCAUUGAAGCUCCCAACCACAGCAGCCAGGGCCAAGGCCUUCACCGCACAAGGCUCAUUAGCCUUCCCAAUGGUACCAACAGACAUGGUCAAAGAUGAACAACAUGACACAGAUAAAUAUGACAUUCUUAAGAAAGAGCCGGAAGAAAAGGUUUUAGACAUGGAGGACCAGAUCGCCGACGAUGCAGCAGCCUCUGGAAUAGUGCCUACGUUACAGAACAUCGUUGCCACAGUGAAUCUGGACUGUCGCUUAGAACUGAAGACUAUCGCGCUGCAUGCACGUAAUGCAGAGUACAACCCAAAGCGUUUUGCUGCCGUGAUUAUGCGUAUUAGAGAACCCAAGACAACAGCACUUAUUUUUGCGUCGGGCAAAAUGGUGGUCACGGGUGCCAAGUCCGAGGACGACUCGAAGCUUGCUGCUAGAAAAUACGCACGUAUCAUCCAGAAGCUCGGAUUCAACGCCAAAUUCACAGAUUUCAAGAUCCAGAAUAUUGUUGGAUCGUGUGACGUCAAGUUCCCAAUCAGACUUGAAGGACUCGCUUACGCGCACGGAACUUUCAGUUCGUAUGAGCCGGAAUUAUUCCCUGGUCUCAUUUAUAGAAUGGUGAAGCCUAAGAUCGUGCUACUGAUUUUCGUUUCUGGAAAAAUUGUUCUUACCGGUGCCAAACAAAGAGAAGAGAUCUAUAAGGCGUUCGAGGCCAUCUAUCCGGUGCUGAGCGAGUUCCGCAAGAGCUAG